GAAAAGAUUAAAAAAAAUAAAUGCGAAAUUUUAAGGAAAAUUCGAUGAAAAAAGAAAAACAAUAACAAAAGCAAACGUUGAUCGAAUAACAUUUGCAGAAAUACGUGAUUAAAACGUAAGUGAAGUGGAGCUUGGUCUGACGGAAAACAAACAAAGAAAGAAAAUACCAAACCAGAGAAAAUUUUGCUCGUUUGUGAGAUAAACAUUUAGGAAUUUCAUGUCAACAUGAGUUACAAUCAAAAACCACCCGGCCCUGGUGGCAGUGGUAUGGGCGGUGGCCCACCAAAUGGACCGAACAAUGUUCAGCAGGCGGCGCAAACUUUUGCUGCUGGCAUACAACAAAUGCAAAAUUUUGUGCACGGUCAAAAUGCGUUACCGCAAUCGUCGCAGUCUGAUUUGAAUGCUUUCUUACAACAGCAACGAAUUCAGACUAUGUUGAAACAGCAGCAACAAUUUAUACAUUUUCAGCAAAUGCAGCAACAACAGAAACAGCAGCAGCAACAUCACAAUAUGACCGGGGGUGGAGUGGGUGGGGUUGUUAGUGGCGCCGGCGGUGGUAGUGGAGAGCCAUUGGCUCUUACGCGUACUCCUGGCGCAGCGGAUUUGCUACACAAAACUUAUCAACAGCAAGCAAAUGGUAAUCCAAGCGCCAAUUCGCCAUUGAAUCAGUUACAGCAGCAGCUACAACAGGCUCUGCAUUUCCAGUUCCAAAUGCAUAAUCAGGCAAAACUGCAUCAACAACAGCAUGCACAGGGCGGUAAUCAGGGUCAACAUCACGGACAGCAACAGUCUAAUCAGGGGCCUUUAUCAUCACAGCAACAGCAACAGCAGAAACUUCAACAGCAGCAAAAUCCACUUUCGACGGUAGCUGGGUUGCAGCAUCUCCAGCAACGUUACAUUACAGCAGCUCAGGCGGUGGCCAGCGGUAAUAAAUUGAGUUCGGUUACACCACCACCGCCGCCGCCACCGCCGCUAACGAAUCAAAUGAAACCACCAAAUCUUCCACCGAAUACCCAAAUAACUCCGGUGGCUGGCACAACUGUUGGUCCGAAUGUUCCAGGCUCAAAUGUGCAUCCGAAGUCACUGAGUAGCGCAACUAUGUCAGCAAUGGGUUCAGGUAAACGUGUAGCCCAAACCCCACCACCAUCCAUAUCAUUAACACCUGCGAAGCAAAACUCGCCUUCGCCUGGGACUGCCCAUCAGCAAAAUAAAUUUCAAACUGCAGGCGGAACAAGUGCAAGCGGAAAAGCGAGCAUAGGAUCUGCGUCUCCGCUAUCAUCAAAUUAUGCUCAGAACUUUCAAAAACAUCCAACACCCAAUAGCGGCGGCACAGCAACCACUGUUGCUAGUCCAUCUAAAGUUGGAGCAAAUGUGGAUGCUGCUGGCACAGCUUUAAAGUCGCCGCAAUCUACGCCGGUGCAAUUAACGAAACAAACACCACCUACGACACCAACACCACCAAUAACUACAACAAAUAAAACAAAUAUUAACGCGACAAUUACGAAUACUGCUCCAACAACAACCGCCACUAGUUCUGCACCUUUUGCAACGACCUUGGUAUCUCCUCAGAAAUCAUCAUCGACCCCAACAAAUUCGAAUUCUUCUGAGAUUAAGAUUAAUACAAAGUCGACCCCAUUAGCAGGCGGUAGCACAAUUAACGACUCGAAACCAAUUGACAAAGAAAUAUGCAAAGUAACAAACAAUAACGGACCCGAAACAUCAGCGACGGGAUGCUUGGGACCAAAUAAAAAGGACGCCAAUAAAGGUAAAAGUCCGCCAGAAAAAACUCGGGAAGCAUCUCCAAAGAUGUCGCCAUCUGUUCCUGCAGUUAUAGCAGAGUCUGAAACUGCGAAUAAGAACGAAGUUAAGACGGCAACUAAGAAGACGGAGGUUGAUGUUAUAACUAAAAAACCAACGCUUACCGCGUCAGAAGAGGGAUCAAAAUUGAAACAAGAUGAAAACGGUGGAGAUAAAAAGUGUAACGACUUACAAGAUGACCUUGCAUCAUCUAUUAAAACAACAGUUAAACCCAAUGCAGAAAUGACUAAAACCCCUCAAACUGCUGACCCCACACUUAAAAACGAUGAUGCUUGCAAAUCCCCUCCAAAAGUUCCAUCAUCUGCAAUUGUUAGCGAGAAAAUAACAACAGAAGAACAAAAGCGAUUGAAAGAUUCAUCGAUUGUGGAUCGUGUUGACUUUAGCGACGAUGUCGAAAAGAGCAAAAAUGGCGAGACAUCGAACGAUAAUGAAACACAAAAUACCGAGAACCCAAAAACAAAUAUUUCUAUAAUCAAAGAUGAAGUAAAGCCGAUAUCAAAUACUGCCGUAGACACUGCGUUAACAACCUCACCAAUAAGCAGAAGCUCCGAGAAGGGCAACUAUUUAUCGGGUGGCCAGAGUUCGGAACAAGAUACACCGAGUAUGGACGCAAUGUCUACUUCGCCGACGUCCACAAAAGCAACAAAAUUCAGUGAAAAGAAAUCGGUCUUACCAUCGCCAGAUAAAGGAAGCACUUUAGAAGAUCGCAUAAAUGAUAUAAAAUUGGAAGCGAAUAACACAGAAAAGGAGGAGAGCAAGAAAGUUCUUAAAACGCAAGAAUUCUCAAGUGAAUCAAUUAAAGUUGGAAUAUCAGGGAAAAUUAAUAAGAAUAAUGAUGGUAAAGAGGCUAACAACGCUAGCAUUAAAAAUGAAACUUUAUCUGCAUCAACAACAACGGCUUCUGAAACAGUGUUAAAUACUGCGAUUAAAAAAAUGGGUCGCCAAAGCAAGACAUCUAAAGCAAAUAAAACCACGAUUUCGGCAGCUACCACCACCACCACUACCAGUACUACAACUACUACUACUAAUGAAAAGGUGAAGGCACAAGGAGAUGAUAAGCCAAUUGCCACAGGAAGGGCGAAAAGGAAAUCCAAAGUCGAAUCGUAUGCUAUUGAUUCUUCAGUAUCAGCAACAUCCAAAGCCGAAAAUAUCACUCCGUCAGCAGAUCGCAAAUCGCAACGUCAUCGUCUGAAAACCAUACUUUACCAAAGUCCAUUGCCCGAAUUGGCAUAUAUAACAAAAUUGUCAGCUAGUGAAGCUUCGAAUUCGCCGAAACCAAUGUCAAGUGAGGAUCGUCUGAUAGUGUUUUAUAAGAAUGAAUAUAUGGCGGUACGGAAUGCCGAAGGUACAUUUUACCUGUGCCAGACUAUGCAAAAUGUUUAUCGAACAUCACCCCGCAUUAGCAUUCGUUGGUUAUCUGAAGACUCUAAAGAUCCGAAUAUUUAUGUACCCGAUUUUUAUGAUCAUACCGACAUUGAGUGCGUACUUACCACAGUUGAAUUGAAGCGUAUAGAUAAGGGUCAUAUGCGUUUACCAAAAUCGGAAAAGACACGCAUUGAAAGCAUAUUGAAGAAGGCGUUAGAUGUGGAAAAAGGCAUAGCACCACGCCCUGAACUGACCGAAGAGAAUCCUGAUGGGCUUGACAUUUCUCUCUACAAAGAUGAAUCUCAAAUUGAAAAGAAACCACCGGUGUUGGCGGCCGGAAGUUCAAAUGGGGGUCAUGAGACACCUUUUACUACUAGUGGCAGAAAAUCUCGACGUGGUGGUAUUGGUAAUGUGAUACCAAAAUAUACUACUACUAUCGCAUCUAGCCAUAAUGUAGCGGAAACCUCCGCGCCAUCUACUGUAAAAAGUAGCAAACGUAAGCGGGCUUCAGGUGUUGUAAGCCUACUGGCUGCGUCUUCUAAUAUACGCAAAUCGUCUAAUAAGAAAAGAAAACCUCUGAAACGAAAACGAAAACAAAAGUCUACCAGUAGCGAUGAUGACGAUGAUCAGGAGAGUUCCGAUGACCUUGAAUCGGAUACCGAUUAUAAACCAAAUCAAAAACGUUCAACCUUUAAUGCCAGUGCAUCGAAAGCAACACCACGAGCACAAAGAUCACCUUUGGCUAAGGCCAGAGCGGCCUCGCCUAUUACACCCACAACUUCAAGAGCUAAAAAUGUGCCUCAGGAGAGUACACCCACACCAUCAACUUCGAAAAUAACGGCAACAACACGCGGCGAAAGGGCUUCAAAGAGAAAGGCGGCCGAUGUUGUAGCAGAAGACAGUAUCAUUGUAAAAAAGUCAGUCGUAAGUUCCAGCACAGUUGGACCAACAACAGCGGUAAUAGCAACAGCAACAGCAACAGCAACAGCAGCAGCAGCAUCAACAUCAACAUCAACAACCCCUACAACCAUUGCCAAUACAAAACCAGCAGCAACAACAAAUAAUAAUAAAAAUAAAUCUUCGGAAUCUGCUUCGUCAAUUGAAAGCUCGGUUAAUAGUGGCUUUGCAUUGCAAAAAAAAAAUUCGGAUAAUAAAAUGAUUGAGGCGGCGUCCGUUACGAGCACUAACAACACGUCAUUUACGAGCACAAAUAACAAUAACAAUAAUAAUAACUGUAGCACCCCUUUGUUGAUUGUUCCAAAUAUUUCGACGAGCAGUCCUCAAACGGAAAACACGGGAACAGCAGGUAACAAUAGUGGUAAUAAUGGAAGCAGUGCAGCAGGAAAUCGAUCAACUAGGAGUCGAAAAUAGAAUUUCAAGGUACUUUCAACAAAUUAUUAACAGAACAGAAUUUACUUAAAACACAUAUGGAAAACUUUAUCUCUAAAAUGAGGAAGAAUUUGCAAAUCUGCAGCGAGUGCUAUUUAAAGCGAUAUUUCUUCUCAAUAGUUUUGUUAACAAAAAUGAAAAACAAAUUCACAAGAUUUUCUUUUAAACUUUAUUUAGAAAAUCAUUUAUU
Molecule: messenger RNA, 4762 nt
Organism: Glossina fuscipes
Lineage: Eukaryota; Metazoa; Arthropoda; Insecta; Diptera; Glossinidae
Product: mucin-5AC-like
Exons: 6
Coding region: 226-4554 (1442 amino acids)
Source: RefSeq, a predicted model, not a curated record